Molecule: messenger RNA, 279 nt
Organism: Fomitopsis serialis
Lineage: Eukaryota; Fungi; Basidiomycota; Agaricomycetes; Polyporales; Fomitopsidaceae
Exons: 2
Source: RefSeq, a predicted model, not a curated record
AUCGAUCCACUGGCUGACCUUGCUGACUCCGCCCGGGAGCAGAUAUUCGUGCAGACGACUGAAGUGCGGACGACUCUCUCCAAGGUUCGACAGCUAGCCAAUGCUGUCAUCCGAUCUACGACACUUGCAUUACCUGCCUGGGCUCGUGCCUGCCAGGCCAAGAACCUCCCUGUGCGUCAGAUACCCCGGGAUGUCAAGACUCGCUGGAACUCGACAUACCAUAUGCUGAGGUUUGCGUUCGAUUAUUGCUCUGCGAUCGAUGCCAUUACCGCCGACAAA